Molecule: messenger RNA, 568 nt
Organism: Blepharisma stoltei
Lineage: Eukaryota; Ciliophora; Heterotrichea; Heterotrichida; Blepharismidae
Source: the annotation of a GenBank genome assembly
AUGGUAGACUUCCAAGAACCUUUUUUUGGAAUAUGCAGAGAUCGUUGGCCUUGUGCUAUUGCUUGUCUUAUCCCAGGUGGAUAUUGUUGACUUCAAUCAAAAACUACUUCAAUUGUAAAUGGUGGGCAUUUCUUUGGGCCUUUGUUAAAUGUUUGCUUACUCUCCCCUCCGCGAGCGAGCAAAAUCAUUAGAAAAAUCCCUAUUUUUUGCCUAAAAACCCAAUAUAAUGAAAAAAAUCUCUAGGUAGUUCUGUUUUAUUUUAAACAAAUUGCGUUUUAAAACGCAAAUUAAAUAUUGAUAUUUUUAAAUUUUGAAAAAAAAAAUUAUAUAAAUUUAUUAUAAAUUUAAACAAAAUUGUUUUGUUCGCUUACAGAGGGAAGAGUUAGGAAUGUGUCUUGGAGCAGCACUAAACAGGAGAAAAAUUCGAGACGCUUUCUUAAUUGACGGACAUUUCAUUACUGAUUGUUUAGCUCACCUUUUUUGCCCUAUUUGUGCAGCAACACAGGAAUAUAGAGAAGUAUGCCGAAGGAUUGGCCCAUCGAAAACCUUUGUAUUGAUGACUUCAUAA